AUGUUGGCCCAUUCACGAUCUGUAUUGCCAUACGAAUGUCAUGAAGUUUUACAUCCUUGGCGUGAACAAUGCAUGCCGGCAGCUUGGGAACUGGCAAAGCCAGCAUUUCGAGAAUCACUUAAAAUCUACUGUGUUCUAUAUGGAGUCACCGGAUUGAUAAAACUACGAAAAAUCAAAUCAUUCAAACAAUUGAAAAAGUUUUUGUACGGAUUAGCUUUCGACACUAUACGAUCGACGAUCUUUUUGGGUAUGCAAGGUUUACUUUUCAUGCCCUGCUGCUGUGCCGGACGACGUCUUUUGGGACAUAUUGGAUACUACAAUUUGUAUGUCGACGGAAUAUUUUGUACACUUCCUGCUAUAUUAGUGGAACGUAAACAACGACGUGGUGCCCUAGCUCUAUACAUGGCAAAUCUAGCAGUCGAGGUUCUAUUUAAAAUGGGUGCACAACGAAAGUUUUACACUCCACUUCAUAACGGAGAAAUACUUCUGUUCGCUGCUGCCUCAUCGAUUUAUACAUACAUGCUAAAAAAAUCGUCUGAACACAAACAUAAUACUUUGUUAUUCUCCACAAUGAAAUUGCUGAUUGGCGAAGAUGAAUGCGCAGCUCCACAUGAAAUCAAACCGCCGUCUGAACCGAAGAAGAAGUCGUUAUAUUUUGCAUUAUUUUAUAAAUAUUUGAAAUGUGUGCAACAGUGGUCUCAAAUUCAGAACAAAAAUCAACCAACGUGUAAACAUACAUAUCACUGUCUACUUCACGUUCUUCUGGGUUUUGUCAAACGAUUUUUGGUUGGUGUUCUAAUCCAAUUGCUUUUACAUUUUAUAAGUUCUCCACUUCGAUUCCUUCGUCAUCCAACACUAUUUUUCUUAACAUUAAAUCGAAAUAUGCUCAGUCUGGGAAAAUUUUUAGGUUUCUAUUCAGCAAUCUAUCGAUUAGUCAGCUGUCUAUUACGUAACAUCCUCAAGUACGAUCGACCUGCGCACGGCCUCGUCGCUGGUUAUUUAGCUGGAUUUUCUAUGCUAUUUUUCAAAAGUUCAACAUUGGCUAUGUACAUGAUGGCUAAACUGAUUGAAACUGUCUACUUGAAAUACGCUCACCGAGGCAAAUUACCGUUCUUUUCCUAUUUCGAUUCGAUUCUUUACUCUCUAUCUACUGCACUUGUCUUUCAUGCUGCAGUCGUUGAACCGCAAGCCAUGCGUCCGGCUUAUUACAGAUUUCUCGAACGCCUUACCGGUGGCUACUUUUCUCAAGUAAAUCGACCAAUGAUGGAAUGUUUUGGUGUUUGUUCGGCGAAACUCUUUCCCAAUUAUAAAUUGCCAUUAACGAAAUAA
Adineta ricciae is the source of this 1329-nucleotide messenger RNA. The record is from the annotation of a GenBank genome assembly. Lineage: Eukaryota; Metazoa; Rotifera; Eurotatoria; Adinetida; Adinetidae.